GAGCAAAGGGGUCAAGCUUAAGCACCUGAUAUUUGGUGACAGCACAAUUCAGAUUUGAUCGUAAAAUCUUCUGAUUUAGUUCAUUUAAUGCUGAGCUUGACUGGCCCGAAAAAGAGGAAGUCAUGUGUUGUUUUGCUGAAGCACGUUUUCAGAGAAUCUGAAAGAAAAGUACUUGCCACAUUUUCACAUGAGCGACAAAGCAGAAAAAGGAUGAAGGAAGAAAAGAGCUAAAACGACCCUCAUUCUACAAAGUUGAUACUCAGAAAUGGAUUUACAUGAAUGCCUUUAUGAGGAAUAUGUCUCUGACUAUGUAUAUAAGGUGUUCAGACGUUAUUCUGAACACAACAGCUCUGAGAUCUUCAAGAUCUACAGAACUUCUACAGAUUAAUUUUGUCGUUGUGAAGAAACAUCUUGAAGAAUGAGAAGCCUGAUGUGUGUGCUGUUCCCGGUGCUCUUCUGCUCUGUGCAGAUGACUUCAAGUGCUCCCCAUGCAAUUGUUCCACGAUCAAACUGCUGUGUAGUGUUCAGUAAUGUGAGGAUUCCUAUAAAGCAAGUGGUGUCUUACUUCUGGACCAGCAGCACCUGUGCCAAACACGCUAUUGUGUUUAAGACAGUUGCUGGGAGAGAGAUCUGUGUAGAUCCAGAGGCGACCUGGGUGAGCCACCAUGUUGAUAAAGUGGACAAAAAAACAGCAACUGCAGCUGCUGCUGCAUCAACAACCUCUCCUACAGCAAAGACUCAGAGCCUCACAAUCUAAUAGAAGCUACACUGUUUCUA
This is a messenger RNA of Sinocyclocheilus grahami, 777 nucleotides long. RefSeq names its product monocyte chemotactic protein 1B-like. The record is from RefSeq and is a predicted model, not a curated record. Gene Ontology annotation, molecular function: chemokine activity. Gene Ontology annotation, cellular component: extracellular region. The coding region runs from base 419 to 757 and encodes 112 amino acids. Lineage: Eukaryota; Metazoa; Chordata; Actinopteri; Cypriniformes; Cyprinidae. Gene Ontology annotation, biological process: immune response. The transcript has 3 exons.